Molecule: messenger RNA, 1871 nt
Organism: Rubroshorea leprosula
Lineage: Eukaryota; Viridiplantae; Streptophyta; Magnoliopsida; Malvales; Dipterocarpaceae
Source: the annotation of a GenBank genome assembly
CAAGGAAAGCAAAAUCAAAAUGAAUACUUGAAAUCAUUUAAACUCAUCUACUUACUCUUUUUUGUGUAUAAAACUCUAACAGGGUCCUUCAGACAAGUCAAUCUAAGCAAUGACGAAGUGUGGUCUGUUGUUUGCUUGCGUGCUUUAUGGCUUCCUGUUCUUGUCCCUAGCAGCUCCGGAGAGUGCUUCGGUUACUGGCGUUCCUGGGUUUAAUGGGUCUUUUCCUUCAAAACAUUAUGCUGGGUAUGUGAAUAUUGAUGAUGUUAAUAGGAAGAAUCUGUUUUACUAUUUUGUGGUGUCUGAAAGCGACCCGUCCAAGGAUCCUGUGGUUCUGUGGCUCAAUGGCGGUCCGGGAUGCUCGAGCUUUGAUGGUUUCGUUUAUGAGCAUGGACCUUUCAAUUUUGAAGCGGCACAAGCAAAAGGAAAUUUGCCCAAAUUGCAUCUCAAUCCAUACAGCUGGUCCAAGGUUUCAAACAUUAUAUAUCUAGAUUCUCCUGUUGGGGUUGGAUUUUCUUAUUCGAAGAAUGCAAGUGAUUACAAUACGGGUGACUUACAGACUGCCUCUGAUACACAUGCAUUUCUACUCAAGUGGUUUCAGCUAUAUCCCGAGUUCCUGUCAAAUCCAUUUUAUGUUGCUGGAGAGUCGUAUGCUGGAGUAUAUGUGCCUACUCUUUCUUAUGAAGUAGUGAAAGGAAUUGAUGAUGGUACGAAGCCAGUUCUCAAUUUCAAGGGAUAUCUGGUGGGAAAUGGGGUUGCAGAUGAGGAGUUUGAUGGUAAUGCUCUUGUCCCUUUUGCACAUGGGAUGGGACUGAUCUCAGAUGACUUAUACGAGGAGGUUAGCACCGCGUGCAAGGGUAAUUACUAUAACCCACCUACUGCAACUUGUCAAAGCAAACUGUCAAAAGUUGAUGAGGAUCUACAAGAUUUAAACAUAUAUGACAUUUUGGAACCCUGCUAUCAUGACAAUGGUCCAAAAGAAAUCGUAGAUACUAACAUUCGGUUACCAUCCACAUUCCGGAAGUUAGGUGAAACUGAUAGGCCUCUUGCUGUGAGAAAAAGGAUGUUUGGUCGAGCCUGGCCUUUUAGAGCUCCUGUGAGAGAUGGAAUUGUCCCGACAUGGCCCGAACUUCUCAAUAGUUUGAGUGUUCCAUGCAUGGAUGAUGAUGUUGCAACUUCGUGGCUUAAUGAUGCAUCAGUCAGGAAGGCAAUUCAUGCUGAAGAUGCAAGCACCAUUGGUAGUUGGGAGCUCUGUACUGACAAGAUUAGAUAUGAUCAUGAUGCUGGUAGCAUGAUCAAGUACCACAAGAAUAUUACUUCUAGAGGAUUCAAGGCCCUAAUAUUCAGUGGAGAUCAUGAUAUGUGUGUUCCAUACACCGGGAGUCAAGCAUGGACUAAAUCGGUAGGAUAUAAAAUUGUUGAUGAAUGGAGACCAUGGUUUUCCAAUGAUCAAGUUGCCGGUUUUUUACAGGGGUAUGAGAACAACCUUACUUUCUUAACCGUCAAGGGAGCUGGGCAUACAGUUCCAGAAUAUAAGCCUCAAGAGUCUCUGGAUUUCUAUAGCCGGUUCCUGGCUGGAAAACCUAUAUGACAGAAAUACAUGCAAGUUCUGAUAAUUCAGUGACCCAAGAAUAUUCAAAGAAAUAUGACUUAUACAUAUAACAGAGGAUGAUAUAUAUAUAUAUAUAUAUAUUUGAAAGAAAUGGUAUCCUUCCACAUAAUUUUUUUAACUAUCUGAUGUUUUAUUAUUUACUUGGUUGAUACUUGAUAGUCAAACAAAAGAAAUCUGUCAUCAUUAUGCAAGCAUGUAUGGUUCUACCUAUACUGUGAUUAAUACUACCUGUGCUCUUAACUAAUAAAUAUUUUUUUAAUUU